CCCACUCUGUCGCCGUUUUCAACACCUUCCUCGACGUCGGCUACAACGAUCUCGACGCGUCUGACGACUUGAAACGUUUCUUCUCGAACAAAGUAGUCCAUCUUGUGAUAUUUGAUCAUCGUUUCCGGGCUUGGGAACGAGCAGCUCAUUACCGAUUGCCUCCACCUCGCCUUCUCGUCAUGGACGACUACUCCGACACAUCGUUUCAAAUCCCCACCGCUUCUUCAAGCAAUUUGCUGGCAGAUGAUAGCAUCAGCUUUCUCGAUGGGGACGACACCACCCUCGCAACCCCCGCGGUCCCGACCCGGACAAGACCUGACAACCCGUUAACCCUUGCAGAACUUACGCCACGAUCUACGAGGCCCAGAGCGAGGGCCACGCCUCAAUCGCUGCUUCGAAGGUCCCCCAGAAAGCAUCGUGGUACGCCCGCCAUGUCCUCGCCUCUGAAACAGGUCGUCGAGGCCGAUCUAAGUGCUGCCAUGGAAGACACGCUCUCGCCUUUCAAGCGGCGGCAGGAGCAGUCGUUCCAGAUCCCGUCCAUGAUGAACGCGACCACGGACCUCUUGAUGAUGGACGAUGGCGAGUCUAUGUUUGGCAAGGGCGAUGAUGCCAGCUUUGGAGAAGGGCCUGCCUCCGUAACGAUGCAGGAGCCUCAAGAGCCUUUGGUGCCCUCGGUGCCCACCGUGCCCUUGACACUCAGCAAGGCUGACUCUCCUCCCAAGACGCCGCAGCGCCCGCAUGCGAUCAAAUUGCUGUCACCGCCGGUGAACGAAGAAGCUGAAUCCACGAGCGUCCCUAGUUGGGUCGACAAAUACGAACGGCCACGCUCUCCGUCGCCUCCACCUACAAUGGGUAUCUUCUCGGCCCUACAGGACACGGCCGAGACUUGCGAACCAGAGCCCGAAGACGUCGCAGAAGGGCCUGGACAAGCCGAAAUCGAGGUUGUGCCAUGCUCGCCCUCGCCCCCACCCCAGCCGGUCGAGGAGCUAGCCUCUCACGAUUCGAUUAGUUUGCCGAUUGACAAGCCAAAUGUCGAAAUACUUCCAGCAGAAUCUUCCCUCGCUGCGACCGAGGGGGUAUCUCCUCCGCCCGUUUACGCGCAGAAUCCUGCCUCUGACACUCGCAUUGCUGAAGUGAGGCGUAAGCCCGCUACUGUCACUAGUGGCGGUGUCACAAAGCAGUCGAAGCGUCGAAGUUCUGUUCCUGCACGUAGCGGCGCAGCAAAGGCCAGCAGGAAAACUGGCGCACAGCGGCGGACUCGCGCAUCUUCCGUUGCCACGGCAGAUCUUCCGACCAAUGCAGCAUUUCCGCACGCUGGGCUUUCUUCCCAGGGCAUUAGUGCUGGCCCAGAGCUGGACGCUGUGUCGGAAGUUAGGGUCCCAUACGGCGAGGAAUCGUCCCCCGACAUGACCGGGUACGUGCAUGGCAGGGCUUCGUACGAGCGAUCAUACAACGGC
Phanerochaete carnosa HHB-10118-sp is the source of this 1457-nucleotide messenger RNA. RefSeq lists its product as uncharacterized. The transcript has 2 exons. NCBI's taxonomy places the organism in Eukaryota, Fungi, Basidiomycota, Agaricomycetes, Polyporales, Phanerochaetaceae. The record is from RefSeq and is a predicted model, not a curated record. The annotation marks the transcript as partial.